AUGGUUAAUUUCCACCGCCAGUCCCCCUUGCAUUGUGCUGACAUCAUCCUACAGCUCACUAACCUCCUCGCUGGUCCCCAGAACGUUCGGCCGACUUGUCUGCAGACGCCUCCUGUUGCUAUUGACAAGGUGACGGCUGCCCUGGCCGACGCUACUCUUCUGAGCCAUUCUACUUCAGACGCUCCCAUCUCCGUCGUGCUCAAGGCCUCUAGUAUCGCAGUCUGCACGGUUCUACAACAGCACCCUGCAGGUCACACCCAACCCUUAGCUUUAUUCUCCGGAAAGUUAUAG
Spirometra erinaceieuropaei is the source of this 291-nucleotide messenger RNA. NCBI's taxonomy places the organism in Eukaryota, Metazoa, Platyhelminthes, Cestoda, Diphyllobothriidea, Diphyllobothriidae. The record is from the annotation of a GenBank genome assembly.